Molecule: messenger RNA, 5184 nt
Organism: Platichthys flesus (European flounder)
Lineage: Eukaryota; Metazoa; Chordata; Actinopteri; Pleuronectiformes; Pleuronectidae
Gene: pik3cb
Product: phosphatidylinositol-4,5-bisphosphate 3-kinase, catalytic subunit beta
Exons: 24
Coding region: 398-3637 (1079 amino acids)
Biological process (GO): phosphatidylinositol 3-kinase/protein kinase B signal transduction; phosphatidylinositol-mediated signaling; phosphatidylinositol-3-phosphate biosynthetic process
Cellular component (GO): cytoplasm; phosphatidylinositol 3-kinase complex; plasma membrane
Molecular function (GO): 1-phosphatidylinositol-3-kinase activity; 1-phosphatidylinositol-4-phosphate 3-kinase activity
Source: RefSeq, a predicted model, not a curated record
GCAGCAGCGGUGUCAUCGGCGGCGGAGAAGGAGGAGGCGGAGGAGGAGGCUCAGCUCAGCUCCUGAAACAAACAGGAAGCAGCACCGCUCCUCUCCACCUGUGAGCUGUGUCCUCAGCACACACACCGAGGCAGAGCCCAGCUGAGGCUCCUCACACACACACACAGACACAACGGGCACACACACACGGGAACACACCAGAAGACCUGUGACUGUAACUUCCAGCUGCCUCUUCUCCUGGCGCCUCCUUCACCGAGCUCCCACCGGAGAGAGACUCAAGAUGCAGUGUCCCAGAAGCAAUCCAUUCACCCCCAGUGAGGAGCAGAGGCACAGGAAAUAAGAGACUUAAGGAAAGAGCAGGUCCUUAUGGUUGAGGUGGUGUGCUGUGCCCCUUGCCAUGCCUCCUGCCAUGACAGACCUCCUGGACAUAUGGGCGGCCCACUCGCCCCUGGCCGGACACCCUCCGGCCCAUAUCUCUGUGGACUUUCUGCUGCCCACUGGUAUCUACAUCCAAAUGGAUGUUCCACAUGAGGCCACUAUUCAGCACAUCAAACUGCUAUUAUGGAAACAGGCUCAGACGUUGCCGCUCUUCGCCGGCCUGGGCGAGAUGGAGAGCCACAUGUUCGAGUGUGUCAACCAGGCAGCUGUGCACGAGGAACUGGAGGACGAAACUCGCCGGCUAUGCGAUGUCCGCCCCUUCCUGCCGGUGCUCAAGCUGGUGACACGCAACUGCGGCCGAGCAGAGCGUCUGCUGGACUCCAAAAUCGGCGUGCUCAUUAGCAAAGGUCUCCACGAACUCGACGCUAUCAACGACCAGGAGGUGAAGGACUUUCGCAGUAAGAUGUUCCGCUUGAGCGAGGAGAGGAUGCAGCGAGUCCAGACCAUGACGAGCACAGAGUGGCUGCAGGCCUGCUUCUCCCCACAGCUGGAGCCUGCGGCCGCGAUGCCCGUCACCGAUGGACUCAGUGACCGCUCAGCCGACCUGAAAGUCACUAUCCACUUCUCUCAGUCUCAGGACUCAGCCAGCCUGAAGGUGCCAUCAUCCUGCACCACUACAGAGCUGAUGGAGCUGGCAGUGAAGAAGUGGCUGACAACCCAUGGCCCUGAGGAGGAGGCAUGGAAGAGUCAGUAUGUACUGAGGCUCAGCCAGUGUCAGGAGUUCCUCUGUGGAAACCACCCACUGAUUCAGUACAAGUAUAUCCGCACGUGCAUGCAGGCCAAGGAGUCGCCCCACCUCACCCUGGUCCACACCAGCACCAUCAAUGCCAUGUUUGAAAAGGAAAUCUCCACCAUCGGAGCUGUGGUUUGCCGCAAGUCCUCCAACCCACCUUUACCACUACCUCCCAAGAGAAGGGUUCCCACGCAAGUACAGACGUGUGUGUGGGACGUGUCGAGCCCGUUUAAGAUAGUCCUUGUGAAUGCCUGUAAGGUGAACGCAGAGGAGACGGCCAAGGUCCAGGUGAGGGCGGGGCUUUUCCACGGCACAGAGCUCCUGUGCAAGCCGGCGGUGAGCGGUGAGAGCAGCGGGCGCUCGGACCACAUGUGGAAAGAAAGCACCCUGGAGUUUGAAAUCUCCGUCUGCGAUCUGCCCCGCAUGACCCGCCUCUGCUUCGCCAUCUAUGCCGUCAUGGACAAGGUCAAGAAUAAGAAGUCCACCAAAAACCCUCACACUAACAAGUACCAGACCAUCCGCAAGGCAGGGAAAGUGCACUACCCUAUAGCUUGGGUCAAUACCAUGGUGUUUGACUACAAAGGCCAACUGAAGACCGGAGAUAUCAACCUGCACUGCUGGUCUUCCUUUCCUGAUGAACUUGAAGAAAUGCUGAACCCCAUUGGAACCAUUCAGACCAAUCCGUACACUGAGAACGCCACAGCACUGUUCAUCCACUUCCCAGACUACUCGUCGCACCCUAUUAUCUUCCCUCCCUUCGACAAGAUACUGGAAAAAGCUGCAGAGAUAGUCCGAGCAAGUGACUGUGCACCCAUGAGUCGGGGGGGCAAGAAGUUCCACAUAGAACUGAAGGAGAUCAUGGAGCGUGACCCGCUCUCCCAGCUGUGUGAGAACGAGAAGGAUUUAAUCUGGACACUACGCCAUGACUGCCACGAGAAUUUCCCUCAGUCGCUUCCCAAGCUGCUGCUCUCUGUCAAGUGGAGCAAACACGAGGACAUGGCCCAGCUGCAGGCACUUCUUCAGAUUUGGCCCAAACUGAGUCCCAGGGACGCCCUGGAGCUUCUGGACUUUAACUACCCUGACCAGUAUGUCAGAGAAUAUGCUGUGGGCUGUCUGCGUGAUAUGAGCGAGGAGGAGCUGUCACAGUACCUCCUGCAGUUGGUGCAGGUGUUGCGCUAUGAGCCUUACUAUGACUGCGCCCUCACCCAUUUCCUGCUGCAGCGUGCACAGGGGAACCGCAAGAUCGGACACUUCCUCUUCUGGCACCUGCGGUCAGAGAUCCACAUGCCAGCUGUUUCAAUCCAGUUUGCCCUCAUCCUGGAAGCCUACUGCCGAGGCAGCAUCCCUCACAUUGAGGUUCUAAAGAAACAGGUGGAAGCCCUGAGUAAACUAAAGUCAGUCAAUGAGCUGAUAAAGCUGGGAACCACCAAAAAUGCCCGGAGUAAGACCAAGGAGGCCAUGUUGACCAAGGAGGCCAUGAUGACUUGUCUAAGGCAGAGUGGCUACUCAGAGACUCUGUCCGACCUGCACUCGCCUCUAAACCCCAGUGUCCUGCUGUCUGGCAUUAACGUGGAGAGGUGUCGGUACAUGGACUCUAAGAUGAAGCCGCUCUGGCUUGUUUACAACAACAAGCUGAUGGGGGGAGACACCCUGGGAAUCAUCUUCAAGAACGGAGACGAUCUAAGGCAGGACAUGUUGACUCUCCAGAUUCUGAGGCUGAUGGAUUUGCUGUGGAAGGAGGCAAAUCUGGACCUCAGAAUUGUACCGUACGGUUGCCUAGCGACAGGUGAUCGGGCAGGGCUGAUCGAGGUCGUUUCUUCAGCAGACACCAUCGCCAACAUCCAGCUGACCAGCAGCAACGUGGCAGCGGCUGCCGCCUUCAACAAGGACGCUCUGCUCAACUGGCUCAAGGAGAGAAACUCUGGUGAUGCUCUGGAACGGGCCAUUGAGGAGUUCACUCUGUCCUGUGCAGGCUACUGUGUAGCCACCUAUGUUCUGGGCAUCGGAGACCGUCACAGUGACAACAUCAUGGUCCGCAGCACUGGACAGCUCUUCCACAUAGACUUCGGCCACAUCCUGGGCAACUUCAAGUCCAAGUUUGGCAUCAAGAGGGAGCGCGUACCAUUCAUCCUCACACACGACUUCAUCCACGUCAUACAGCAGGGGAAGACGGGAUACACAGAGAAGUUUGCCAGUUUCCGUCAGUACUGUGAGGAGGCCUAUCUAAUCUUGAGGAAGAACGGGAACCUAUUCAUCACUCUGUUUGCACUCAUGUUGACUGCUGGACUGCCUGAGCUCACCUCAGUCAAAGACAUCCAGUACUUAAAGGAUUCACUGGCUCUAGGUAAAACAGACGAUGAGGCACUGAAGCAGUUUCGCCAGAAGUUUGACGAGGCCCUGAGAGAGAGCUGGACAACCAAAGUCAACUGGAUGGCCCACAACGUGGCGAAAGACAACCGGUCCUAGAGCAGCUAUGGCCCCUGAAAGUACCGGGGUUUUGGGGCCAAGAGGACUCAGUGAAGACACAGUGUGUGAGUGUGAGGGAGAGGAAAUGUGACAGAGGAGACAGUGGCACAUCCACCUAUAUUUAAAGAAGGGAAUCUAGCAGAGUGUCCCAAACAUGAGCAGAUCGCCCCAAUGUACCGUACAUGCAGGGUUAACCUACUCUCCCAGACUGCACAUACCCUCAAUCUCUGCACCCCCCCUCACCUGGAAUCACUCACACCGGCCUGGUGCGUCCGGAAAAAUCCAAAUUCAUGGUCUUGUGACAUUUCUGUGGAAUCAUGGUGGGUAACGUCGCUGCUCAUUUUGCACAGGGACAACAGCUGUUGGAGCACACAGCCAAAGGAAGGGAACUGAAGCACCCACUCUGCCCACACUAAACCUGAACCAGUCCCUAUGCAGCGGGCUGGCGAUAAAAAACACAUUUCGGAGCGGCCGAAUUUGGUGAAACUUUGGUGGCUGAUUUGAGACUCUGCAUGCAUGGACUCUGAAUGGGCCCCUGGACUGCAUUAAGUAUAGCAGAGAUGUCAAAAGUCCCAAAAAAAUCGACACAACAACCCCACGUCUUAAAAAGAAUGUGCCCAACGCCCACAGGAAGUGCAUCUUAACAGUUUCGCUGUCUCAAAGUGUGCCUCAAAACUGCGGGAAGAUUGUAUUUUCUUUAUGAAUUCUUCUGUUUCUUUUGCCAUUUAAGAAUAUCACCAGGCUUCUAUAUGUCAGACUAUUUCAGAAGCCCACAAAAAUUAAAGGUGUGAGGGAAAAAUUAUUAUAAAAGAGAAGGAUUUAUUAGAGAAAAAGACACCCUUGAGCCAUUUGGUCCACUGAACACUGGAAUGUUUUUAGAAAGACGUAUAUUUCGGUUGUAUUUUAAGUAUCUUUUAUUUUGAAAUGACAAUUUGCAUUGUUCAUUUCAAAUGUCUUCAUAUCAGAGAAUUAUUGGACAAAGCGUGAUCCCCUGUGAGUUGUCGCUUCCCCACUCAACAUUAAGUGUAUAAGUAUGUCAGCCUUUUAAAGCGCCCGCCCAAACCAUGAUGAAUAAACUUACUGAGAAAUAACUGAUGCUUUUAACGUGGUAGGACCAAAACAAAAAAGAAAAUGCAUUUGUAAGGUUUAUACUAUGUUUUUAAUGAUCUGCUUCAGAAUUGAAUGUGCAAACAUGUGCCGCUCUCUUUUUAAGUGUAUUUGUUUUUAUACGAGCAAGUGUAGGCCGGGGGGGGGGGGUCUCAGUAGGGACAUUACACUGCAAUGCAAAACUACUUCCCCGUUCCGACGUACGGUGUUUGAUUUUCGUGCAAUAUCCGAGUAUAUGAACCAUAUCCUAUUAUAUAAAACCUUGGGCACAGACCUGAGCCUGUACUGGUUUUGUCUGUUGGUUUAUGUGUGAUGCCGUUGUGUUUCGCACCACUUGCCUUCAAAUGUCUCAGACACUGGAUAUUGUCAAAUAUACAGGCUUUUAUUGUUUUGCUGGUUUUUGUUUUCAUAGGAGUUUUAUUAAAGUUAUUUUCCACUUG